AUGUUUCAUCUAGCAUCGUCGUUGUACACUCAAUACACCAAAAGAGAGCAAUACAAUAUUCUUAUUUUAGGAUUGGACAAUGCAGGCAAAACGACAUUCUUGGAACAUUUGAAGUUAUUAUAUUCAUCCUCCACGGAAUCAGCAAACAAGAAUCAAUUAUCCAAGAACUCAACCACCAGUGACGACCAACCCCGAUCAACAUCAGAUGUGAUCAAAUCUAAACGGAUUUUACCCACAGUUGGUCAAAACACUACAACAAUAAAAUUCGAGUCCAAGGAUUCGGAUUCACCCUUAGCGUCACAAUUUAAAAACAUAAAUUUGAAAUUUUGGGAUUUAGGGGGACAGAAAUCAUUGCGGAAUAUGUGGUCCAGGUACUUUAAGCAAUGCCAUGGCAUCAUAUUUAUAAUUGAUUCUACUGAUACUGAAAGGUUUCAGGAAUGCUAUGAAACAUUGAUUGAUAUUGCACAUGACGAUAUUUGGAUGCAGAUUGACGACGACGACGACAACGACAACGACAACAGCAAUGUUGACGGAACAGUAAAUGUGCCAAUACUAAUGAUGGCAAACAAGCAAGAUCUACCGCAGGCUGUAGAUUUGGUUUCUCUCAAAACCGGGGUGUUUAUCAAAUUAGUCAGCGAAUUGGAAGCUACCGACUCAAAGUUAUUGCCAGUGUCGGUCUUGGAAAAUCAAGGAUUGCAAGAAAGUUUAGAAUGGUUAGUGACGCGAUUGAUUUACAACAAACGUAACAAAAAGCCUGAGUAUAAGUGA
This is a messenger RNA of Candida albicans SC5314, 768 nucleotides long. It is a transcript of the gene ARL3, whose product is annotated as Arf family GTPase. The transcript has a single exon. Gene Ontology annotation, molecular function: GTP binding; GTPase activity. Gene Ontology annotation, biological process: Golgi to plasma membrane protein transport; intracellular protein transport; protein localization to organelle. NCBI's taxonomy places the organism in Eukaryota, Fungi, Ascomycota, Pichiomycetes, Serinales, Debaryomycetaceae. Gene Ontology annotation, cellular component: Golgi apparatus. The record is from RefSeq and is a predicted model, not a curated record. Bases 1 to 768 code for a protein of 255 amino acids.